Molecule: messenger RNA, 1582 nt
Organism: Lingula anatina
Lineage: Eukaryota; Metazoa; Brachiopoda; Lingulata; Lingulida; Lingulidae
Source: RefSeq, a predicted model, not a curated record
GCCGCGCCUCACCGUAACAGACGUAUGUCAUAGAACUCAGUUGAUUAUGGCGUACUGUUGGAUGUAAGAAUUAUUGUUGAGUACACGUCUGACUUCCAAUAUGGUGCACAAAAUUAAUGAUUGUCCGGGAAACUGGAACAUCAGAGACCUACUGCAGUUGUAUGAAGAACGUUUGCUGGCAUACGCGAAAAAUUGCAAUAUCAUUCAAGAUGACAAAAUGCUGAAACAUACUGCCAGAUACCAUGAAGAAGUUGCACAUCUGCCGGUCACAGAUCCAGAAUUCGCAAAUGGUUCCAAUCUGGGUUUCCACCCUGAAACCGCAGAGCGAAGCAUUAUCGAACAUUGGUAUCAGUAUUCAAGUCAAUUAACAAAAAAUACGACCAUCAAUUAUGUGAACGCUAUUAAUACAUUUGAAGCACAACCAAAAGACGUCCAUAUACUGGACAGAAAAGGGCACGAAUUCGGAGAUCCUCUGACUGUGUUCAACUUUAUAAUGCUAUAUAAAGACGAAUGUGAUCUAAACAUAAAUGAAAGCUGUAUAAAGGCCAACAUGAUAUUCAGCAACGAAGGAAGAGCAGCAAAACCAUUCGCGGAAGCUGGCCGUUUUGCUCAAAAGAGAACUGCACCGUUGCCUAAAAUGAGAAGAGAGUAUACACCAGAGUUUAUCAUUCUUCUCCUGUUGGACGGUAAACUCGGUGAUUCCAAGACGGAAGUACUACAAUUACUGAAAAGGAAACGCGUGAUAUCCUCGGGGCUGUUUGACGCUUUAAUGAACCUUAUAAAUGAACAACAAGUACCCUCAGCUAUUGCACGGUGCGACGAAGUAGUUCAGCAAAGGGACGAUGAACAUACGACAGAUGUAUUUCGAUAUCUUCUUUUUUCUCUCUCACAUCCUAUUGAAUUUGUGCUCAAAAUUUACGCCGCAGUAUUAUCAGAUAACAUCGUUUCCAACAACGAGCUUCAAGACCCUCCUGCGGUGAAUGGUUUUACCAUAAACAUCCAGAAAUUUUCAAAUGACACACAACAACUGAAAACAGACGACCCCAGUGAAACGGAAGACAAACAAGGUUUGACAUCAACAUCGUCGAAACGCAAGGAGGAACUCCUUACAGUGCAAGUAUAUCUAUUCGAUAAGAUUGUGGAAGACGUGCGUAGGCCACUGAUGUCAACAACUUCGGAGGAAGAGGCGUCACCAGUGACUUCUUCCUCAGACUCGUCUACAAGCCUAUCUCAGUCAGAUAGUUUGAGUUCUCUAGAGUGGGAGGACUCUUCAAACGAUACACCCCGUCAGCUACUAGACUUACUAAUGGGACUCGAGGCAUUGCCCCCUGCUUUGUUUAUUAUUCAUGUUUCUAUUAAAGCUGAAAUGAUCAAAUCCGACGAAGGACCGGAGAAAAGCUUGCCACGAUUUGCGACUUCAAGUCUCAGUGGUUCAGAUACAAACGAGGACAACGGAAAUGACACCUUGUCUCCAAAGAAAGCAGAUAAAAAAUAUCAGACUUUCAACUAUAACAUUAAUUUCGAGCAAAUUAUGAUUAUGGAACUCUCAAGCAAAAAGGUUUAUGAGCAGGAGAAAAUUUGA